Messenger RNA from Gongylonema pulchrum, 213 nucleotides. The record is from the annotation of a GenBank genome assembly. Lineage: Eukaryota; Metazoa; Nematoda; Chromadorea; Rhabditida; Gongylonematidae.
AUGGCUGUGAAAGAGAGGAGAAAAGUUGCGGAGCUUCUGGAAAUCGAAGCUGAAAUGCAGAAGCGAUGGAGUGACGCGAGGGUUUUCGAAGUGGACGCGUCCAGUGACAGAAAUGAACCAAAAUACACGGCCAAUCUACCAUAUCCGUACAUGAAUGGUCGACUUCAUUUGGGACACGCUUUUACCAUAUCGAAAUGCGAGGUAGGCCACUAG